Messenger RNA from Pieris napi, 2144 nucleotides. RefSeq lists its product as uncharacterized. The transcript is spliced from 2 exons. The record is from RefSeq and is a predicted model, not a curated record. The coding region runs from base 782 to 1870 and encodes 362 amino acids. Lineage: Eukaryota; Metazoa; Arthropoda; Insecta; Lepidoptera; Pieridae.
UUAUCUUUGUCCUGAAGUUUAUUUUAUUUUUAUAUUUAAGGUACAGAAACAGACAUCAGAUUGGUUAAAUACAUACAGUUAUUACACACUAAACAUUAUUUGUAAACCUGAAGUCCAAUUAGAUCUGUACACAGCAUUUUCGUGGAAUCUUCAGCGCUGGUUUACUAAAUACUAACAAUUACAUACAGUAUAUAAUAUGUACAUAUUAUAUUAAACUUAAUGACAAAAAAAAAUAGAAAAUAGAAAAAUUUAAUGCCAAAAAAAAAAAAGUUAUUCUGGUUGCAAGUCUGCACCGCGAAUAAUCUUUCUAAAUUCAUAACUACUAUUGUGAGAAAUAUCAACAUGAGAACACACAGAAUUAUAAUACUUGCACAUUCUAGCGAGCGGACCAUUCUGGGAUACAUUGUUUUUACUUGUGGGUAUCAUAAAUAGUUGUGGGUUACGCACAGAACGCAUCGGUACCUGGAUGGCAAGUUUAUCCAAUAGAUAGCUGUCAAGUGAGCCAUUUGCUAUUUUAUGUAAAGUGCACAGGUCGCUCAUCUAUCUUCUCUUUUCAAGACUUACCAUCUGAAAGUGGCAAGACGCUGGUCAUAUUGCUUUAAUUUGCGCCUAAGGGCUUAUACGCACUAGCGAUUGACCGCCUAGGCGGUUCGUUUGAGCGGUCCAACCGCUUAACGCGGUUUCAUCGCGGCUGACCGCUAUGGCGGCCAAUCGCGAAAAAACCGCGAUGAUAACGCGUUAAGCGGUUGGACCAGAGCGGCCCGCGUACCUCAUAAACAAAAUGGACGCCGUCGAGAUAGCUUGUGUUAUUUAUUAUUACUCCCGAAAACAACGAAAGAAAAAUAAAAAAAGAUACUGGAUUCAUCCUUUACUAGAAACACGUAAUGAAUUUGGCCAGUUCGCAACUUGUUUUCAAGAACUGAAGAAGCACCAAGAUAAAUUCUUUGGCUAUGUUAGAAUGAGUGUUUCGUCAUUUGAAGAAUUACUAACAGUUUUAUAUGUCACCAUCAAAGGACAAGAUACUAAAUUUCGUGACUGUAUCCAACCCGAAGAGAAAUUAGUUAUAACGUUAAGAUAUUUUGCAACAGGUUGUACAUUUGCGGAACUACAUUAUACAUUCAAAAUUGGAGUAAGCACUGUAGCAGAAAUCGUACGAGAAGUUUGUUUUGCAAUUUGGUUUUGUCUGAAAGAUAUUUGUUUGCCUCAACCAAAAAAAGACGCUUGGAAAAAAAUUGCGAAUGAUUUUUUUCAAAGAGCUAAUUUUCCUUACUGCUUAGGUGCUGUCGAUGGCAAGCGCAUACGAUGUAUAGCACCUAAUAACAGUGGCUCAAUGUGCUUUAAUUAUAAAAGUUUUUUCUCUUUGGUUUUAUUAGCAGUAUGCGACAGUAAUUUCAAAUUUGUUAUGGUUGAUAUUGGAGCUUUUGGUAAAUUCAGUGACUCGUCAAUAUUUCAAAAUUCUGUUUUCUACGAAAGAAUGCAAAAAAACCAAUUGGAUAUUCCAGAGCCACAGCCUAUUUCACAAAACAGCGAGACAUGUAUGCCAUACGUUUUUGUAGGCGACGAGGCAUUUGCAUUAUCUACGAAUAUGAUGCGCCCAUACGCAAAAAAAGAUUUGGAUGAAACUAAAAGAACGUUCAAUUACAGGCUUUCUAGAGCAAGAAGAUAUGUAGAAUGCAGUUUUGGAAUUUAUGCAAACAAGUGGCGUAUAUUUCAUAGACCUCUAAAUGCGUACAAGCAAGAUGGCGGCCAGCCGCGGAGCGGGCCGCAGCUCUCCAUUCAACCGCCGCGGUUGAAACUUUGCGGCGGUCAAGUGCGUACAAUCACAGGCGGUUGCAUAUUAAACUGGGAAAGCGGCAGACCGCGCGGUUAGCCGCCCCCGCGGUUGACCGCUAGUGCGCAAGGGGCCUUAGACCAUACUUCGAGCAUAAAGCUCUAACAAACCGCCAUUGUAUAGAUUAAUAAUAAUAAAAAUCGUUUAAUUGCAAAUAAAGUGGUACAUUAAGAUCUUUCUUUUGACAAUAAACUUAAUGCUAUCUAUUAUUGUGAGAGACUGGUGCUUGAAAAAGGUUGGGAAAACCUGUUAUUACAAGUCACCAGUCCCUUUGGACAUAUUGGCAAAAAGUAUUGUUAAUACAACUUUUAAA